AUGACACUCAGGUGCUACGGCCAAGCUUGCAACAACCUCAACAUCACCUACGACAACCUGCAUCUUGUCAAAACCCGCAGCUUCGGAGCCAUAUCGCCCAUCAUGGCUCCAAACCAAACGUCCAUGUUCCGCUCGGCGGACAUGAGCAUGGUCCAGCUGUACAUAUCGAAUGAAAUCGGAAGGGAGGUCGUCAACGCCCUGGGAGAGCUUGGAUUGGUCCAGUUCCGUGAUCUCAACGGCGAUGUCAGUGCCUUCCAGCGUACCUUCACCCAAGAGAUCCGACGCCUUGAUAAUGUUGAACGCCAGCUUCGCUACUUCCAUAGCCAGAUGGAAAAGUCCAAUAUUCCUCUGCGAAAGUUGGAUCUCGAUGUCGAAAGCCUUGCUUCUCCCACCACGCACGAGAUCGACGAGUUGGCUGAGCGCAGUCAGAGCCUGGAGACGCGAGUUGCAUCCUUGAACGAGAGCUACGAAACACUGAAGAAGCGUGAAGUCGAGCUGACUGAGUGGCGAUGGGUUCUCAAGGAGGCUGGAGGCUUCUUUGACCGCGCUCACGGCAACGUUGAGGAGAUUCGACACUCGACCGAGGACGACGAUGCCCCCCUUCUGCAGGAUGUCGAGCAAAACGGCCAGGCAGCUGAUGCUGAUCGAUCGUUCUCGGGCAUGAACAUUGGCUUUGUCGCCGGUGUCAUCCCUCGUGACCGCGUCGGCCCCUUUGAGCGUAUUCUUUGGCGUACGCUUCGUGGCAACUUGUACAUGAACCAGUCCGAGAUCCCGGAGCCUCUGGUCGACCCCACAACCAACGAGACUGUCAACAAGAAUGUCUUUGUCAUCUUUGCUCAUGGUAAGGAAAUUCUUGCCAAGAUUCGCAAGAUUUCCGAGUCUAUGGGGGCCGAGCUCUACAAAGUCGAUGAGGACGGCAACGAGCGUCGUGAUCAGGUCCACGAGGUCAAUGUCAGGUUGAACGAUCUCCAGAAUGUGUUGAGAAACACCCAGAACACCCUGGAGGCUGAGUUGACUCAGAUCGCUCAGUCGCUGUCUGCUUGGAUGAUCCUCGUCACCAAGGAAAAGGCAGCAUACCAGACGCUCAACCUAUUCUCUUUUGAUAAGCAGCGCAGGACUCUCAUUGCUGAAGGCUGGUGCCCUACCAAUGACUUGCCUCUCAUCCGCUCCACACUUCAAGAUGUGACAAACAGAGCAGGUCUCUCUGUUCCAUCCAUCAUUAACGAGAUCCGCACAAACAAGACGCCACCAACCUACUUGAAGACGAACAAGUUCACCGAGGCCUUCCAAACCAUCAUCAACGCCUAUGGUACCGCAACGUACCAGGAGGUCAACCCUGCCUUGCCUGCUAUUGUUACUUUCCCUUUCCUCUUCGCUGUCAUGUUUGGUGACUUUGGUCACGCCGUCAUCAUGUUCCUCGCCUCCCUGGCCAUGAUCUACUGGGAGAAGCCCCUCAAGAAGGUCACGUUCGAAUUGUUCGCCAUGGUCUACUAUGGUCGAUACAUUGCCUUGGUCAUGUCUAUCUUCUCGCUCUAUACCGGUCUCAUCUACAACGAUGUCUUUUCCAAGUCCUUGACUCUUUUCGAUAGUGCUUGGAAGUGGAACGUCCCUGAUGACUGGAAGGAAGGCCAGACCCUUGAUGCUCAGCUCGUGAGCGACUACCGCUACCCGUUCGGUAUCGAUUGGAGAUGGCACGGAGCCGAGAACGAUCUUCUCUUCAGCAACAGUUACAAGAUGAAGAUGAGUAUCAUCCUUGGUUGGUUCCACAUGACUUACUCCUUGUGUCUUUCCUACUUCAACGCUCGUCACUUCAAGAAACCGAUCGAUAUCUGGGGCAACUUUGUUCCUGGAAUGAUCUUCUUCCAGUCCAUCUUUGGCUACCUGGUCAUAUGCAUCAUCUAUAAAUGGUCGAUUGACUGGUCCAAGGCUGACUCUUCGCCUCCGGGUCUGCUCAACAUGUUGAUUUACAUGUUCCUGCGACCAGGUUUCGUUGACGAGCAGCUGUAUCCCGGACAAGGCACUGUACAAGUCAUUCUUCUCUUACUCGCCUUCGUCCAGGUCCCUAUUCUUUUGUUCCUGAAGCCAUUCUAUCUUCGCUGGGAGCACAAUCAGGCGCGCGCCAAGGGCUAUCGCGGUAUUGGCGAACACUCGAGAGUGUCUGCCCUAGAUGAGGACGAGGAUGGCGAUGGUCAUGUCGGCAACGGUAGAGCCAGUUUCGACACGGAUGACGGUCAAGGUGGUGCAACUGGUCAAGGUGAUGAUGACGAGGAGGGUCACCACGAAUUUGAAUUUAGCGAGAUCAUGAUCCACCAGGUCAUUCACACCAUUGAAUUCUGUUUGAACUGUAUUUCUCACACUGCUUCAUACCUUCGUCUUUGGGCUCUGUCACUUGCCCACCAACAGCUCAGCGUCGUCCUUUGGAGCAUGACCAUUGGCGGUGUUCUUUCCAAGACUGGUGCCCUUGGAGUCAUCAUGAUUGUCAUUGCUUUCUACUUGUGGUUCUUCUUGACUUGCGCCAUCCUUAUUGCCAUGGAGGGCUGCUCUGCCAUGUUGCACUCUCUACGUCUCCAGUGGGUCGAAGCACAGUCAAAGUACGCAGAGUUCGCUGGUCACAUGUUCACGCCGUUCUCCUAUGGCACCUUGUUAGAAGAGGACGAGGGCCUGGCCGAAUUCCGAGGUUAA
Messenger RNA from Pestalotiopsis fici W106-1, 2682 nucleotides. Its product is annotated as V-type proton ATPase subunit a. Gene Ontology annotation, biological process: proton transmembrane transport; vacuolar acidification. Gene Ontology annotation, molecular function: proton-transporting ATPase activity, rotational mechanism; ATPase binding. The coding region runs from base 1 to 2682 and encodes 893 amino acids. The record is from RefSeq and is a predicted model, not a curated record. Lineage: Eukaryota; Fungi; Ascomycota; Sordariomycetes; Amphisphaeriales; Sporocadaceae. Gene Ontology annotation, cellular component: vacuolar proton-transporting V-type ATPase, V0 domain; fungal-type vacuole membrane; vacuolar proton-transporting V-type ATPase complex. The transcript has 5 exons.